This is a messenger RNA of Pleuronectes platessa (European plaice), 745 nucleotides long. RefSeq names its product CD59 glycoprotein. The transcript is spliced from 3 exons. The coding region runs from base 101 to 409 and encodes 102 amino acids. The record is from RefSeq and is a predicted model, not a curated record. NCBI's taxonomy places the organism in Eukaryota, Metazoa, Chordata, Actinopteri, Pleuronectiformes, Pleuronectidae.
AUGCAAAUCUCUAAGUUCCGGGGGGGGGGGGGGAUGUUGAGCUAUAAGAGAAAGAGGUCCCGCUCCUUUUCUCUAAAAAAAACUCUUCCUCUCUACAUUCAUGAUGCAGCUGUUUGGAGCUCUGGUUCUGUUUACGACUCUUUCCACAGCAUGUGGUCUGAGAUGCUACAACUGCACAGGCCUCAUGUCUACAAACUGCAAAGACACCGAAUCUUGUGCCGUCGGCUUGGACCGCUGUGGCUCUCUCAAAGUAGAAGGAUACGGGGUUUACAAGGGCUGUCUACCCAAUGUGGCAUGUGUAGCUCCCAUAGCUUGCUGUGAGGGGGACUUGUGUAACAGCGCCGCACUGACUGGUCCCAGUGUCAUUCUCCUGCUGGUGUCUUCCGCCAUCAUCACUCUGUUUUUCUGAAGCUCCAGCUGAGAAUAUGUUGUGGUUUCUAUGCUGCUCUUUUUCUCACUCAGUUUAAAACUACUUUGAUUUAAAAAAUCUGUGACAAACACAAUAUUCCUCAGGAUGAAACCUUUAUUUCUUUUUCUUUAUUUUUUACAACCAGCAACAGCUUUGUUAGGAUCCCUGAUUAAAACAACAAAAAAAAUGACAAAACACGACAUUAAAUAUGAACAAGCAGGAUAAAAUAAUAAACAUGUUGAUUUGAUGAACCUGAUGAUGAACAAACAAGCAGACAUAGUGUAACUGGGUUAUUGUUGUACCUAUAAUCAAUAAAUAUGGCUACAAGAAAAUACA